Messenger RNA from Puccinia triticina, 1095 nucleotides. RefSeq lists its product as uncharacterized. The record is from RefSeq and is a predicted model, not a curated record. Lineage: Eukaryota; Fungi; Basidiomycota; Pucciniomycetes; Pucciniales; Pucciniaceae. Gene Ontology annotation, molecular function: protein binding. The transcript has 10 exons. Bases 1 to 1095 code for a protein of 364 amino acids.
AUGUCACACCUUCUCGUCUGGCCCGCUGUGUUGCAAUUUUCGAUCGGAAAAGCAAUCUCCAACGUGCAACUUAAAGAAAUGGGAUCAGAACUACUCACGACCUUGGUGGAAUUAGGAUUCGAGCCUGCGAAAGCAGAGCGGGCUCUGAAAGCCACAGAAAAUCGUAGCGUGGAUGCAGCCCUGGAUUGGUUAGAACAGCAUGGCGAUAAUCUGCCACCGGAGGACGAGGAAGGGAAUGGCGAGCCGAAGCCAGUCGAAGAGAACAAGACCGAGCCAGGGACUAUGGGAGCUUCCUCACCAAAGCCAAACAUGGCUAAAGGAUUGAAAUGUACCGAAUGCGACAAGUUCUUUAAGAAUAAUGCCCUCGCGAGUUACCAUUCCGAGAAAAGCAAUCACGUUAAUUUUGACGAGGUCGAGUAUGAAGCCAAGCCAUUGACCGAACAAGAGAAACAAGAACGGUUAGACAGACUGCGCGAACAACUCAAAGAGCGCCAAUUAGCCAAGAAGAAGCUAGAAGCCCAAGAGAACAAAGCUAACGAAGCUAUCCGACGCAAGGGCGGAAAAGACAUGAUCAACAUCAAAGAAGAACUGAAGAGGAAGGAGAUGGAGAAAGAGAUUGCCCAACGGAAGAAAGAUAAGCUGGAGGACGAGAUGGCCAAAGCUCGCGCUCGGGCGGCGAUUGCUGAAGAUAAAGCAAACCGGGCACGAAAGGCAGCGUUUGAGAAAAGCAAACGACUGGGGAUACCACUUCCGGAAGAGCCUGCGACGGUUGCGAAGCCUUCGCCGAAGAAGCGAGCGAGUGGUACGGACUCAGGGAGUCCAAAAGAGUACACCGAGGGCCGCUUCCAGCUGCGCCUGCCGGGUCCAGAGGGCUCGGUGGUCGUGAUGAGCUUGGAGGCCGACAAGACGCUCAUCAAUCUCGCUGAGGCUUUGGCCGCCCAUCCUGAUUUCCUCGCUCACGAGAACCAAUCUGCCAAUUCUUUGCGCUUCUCGACCACUUAUCCUAGGAAGAUCUUCUCCCCGGAUGAGAUGCGCAAGUCUAUCAAGGAAUUGGGCUUGCUUCCUUCCGUUGCUCUUGCUGUAUCAUACGCCUAA